Babesia bigemina is the source of this 756-nucleotide messenger RNA. RefSeq lists its product as hypothetical. The transcript has a single exon. Bases 1 to 756 code for a protein of 251 amino acids. Lineage: Eukaryota; Apicomplexa; Aconoidasida; Piroplasmida; Babesiidae. The record is from RefSeq and is a predicted model, not a curated record.
AUGGUGUACACUUCGUUGACUGAAGCUCCUCACGAUCUCAAGGAGUGCAUUGACUGGCUGAUAGCUCUGAGGGGAAGUGAUGCUGAAAGGCACCUGAAGGCUAUGGGUGCGGCACUUCACAAAUUCCUCGUGGACAAGCCCGUGGGCAAGAUGGAGCUGCCAGCUCUCGAAGAGGUUAAACUUAUCACUAAAGAGUUCCUGGAGCGCAAACCUAUUCAAAAACAGCUAUUCGUGAAAGGAUUACUGAGGAUAUUUGAGGAACCAAUGAACAGAAGUGGAAUUGUCUUUCGGCUCUUUUAUGGGCAAGAAAGCGAUUGCUGCAACAUCGUGCAGCAGAAUCAUUUGGAGCCUUACGCCAUGGGAUUGUACUUAGGCCGCGUUGUGUACGGUUGUGACAGGUUCAUGAAGCAUAUGAAAAUCCCCGAUCAAUAUAAGUCUGCUUACAGUUCAGACGCGACUUGGGAGGCAUCAUGCGCAGAAGACCCAGAAGCAUGUGCAGUGGUCCUCGUUGGGAUCGCACCAAUGUUGUACGCAGGACUACGUUCCUUGAAGUAUGUAACCAGACUCGCACUUCAGAACGAGGCAAAUGAGAAGGCAAGGAGGCGUUUGAAAACGGUAUUGCGAGCCGUUGGUUACAGGAGGUCGAAAAGGCGCUGUAAUAUUACCGUAUCAUUUAUGUCUCGGGCGUUGAGCGAGGUGGAUAAGGAUGUCUUGGAAAUAAUUUACGACAUCGCCGGGUUUUGGGCUUUCUAUUGA